AUGAAUUAUCCAAAAGAAUUUCUAACAAAAAUAGCAGAAUUAAAGAAUUCAGAUGAUUUUGAAAGCGUUUACAAAUUCUUUGAUGAUCUUUCAUUAAAAGGAGAUCAAAAAUUAAUGAAAAAAGCAUGUAGCGAAGGACUUAGUGAAAAGAAAGCUAAACAGAAAAAGAGAAAUAUUCUUCUUGCAGCAACAGAAAGAGGCAAUCUCAGGCUUGUUAAAUCUCUUAUAGAAGGUGGAUGUAAUAAAGAAGCAACAGAUAUAUUUGGUUCAACGGCACUUUUUUAUGCCGCGAGUGAAGGUUUUCUUGAAAUUGCUAAAUAUCUCAUCUCUAUUAAUGCAAGCAUAGCAGCACAUAAUAUUUUUGGAGAUACUCCACUCAUUUAUGCAUCUCGUAAUGACCAAAGUCUUGAAGUUGUUAAAUAUUUUAUUUCAUUAGGAGUUAAUAAAGAAGAAAAGAAUUAUGAUGGCAAAACAGCUCUCCAACUUGCAGCUCCUAAGGUUAAGGAAUAUCUUUUAUCAUUAGGAUAA
Trichomonas vaginalis G3 is the source of this 528-nucleotide messenger RNA. RefSeq names its product spectrin binding. Gene Ontology annotation, molecular function: protein binding. The transcript has a single exon. The coding region runs from base 1 to 528 and encodes 175 amino acids. NCBI's taxonomy places the organism in Eukaryota, Parabasalia, Trichomonadida, Trichomonadidae. The record is from RefSeq and is a predicted model, not a curated record.